AUGCAAGUAGAACCGUAAAGUAUAAUCCUACCUCAAAUUGUAGGAGAAUACAAAUUUGUGAGAGAAAUUGGAAAAGGAGCUUAUGGUGUAGUUGGAUAAUACAUGAAAGAUAAUGAUUCAGUUGCAAUCAAAUUUGAAAUCUUAAUGAUAAACAAUUCCUUACUACAGGAAAAAAUUAAUCUUAUGAAGAUGAAUCAAGCAUUUGAAAAGUAAAGGAAUGAUGAUAAAAAUAUUUAUGACUUAAAUCAUGAGGAGAGAAGAUUCACUAAGAUUGUCAAUGGCAAAUAAGUUAAAUUCGAUGAUGGAAAGUCCUACCAAUGCCUAAUAAUGGAAUUCUUCGAAUAAUCUCUUUAGACAUACUACGAUCAAAACAAAUCUGAUGAUAAUUUCAAAAAAAUCGCCCGAGAGAUAAUAAGCUCAUUGAAAUAAAUACACAACAAAUGA
Molecule: messenger RNA, 444 nt
Organism: Stylonychia lemnae
Lineage: Eukaryota; Ciliophora; Spirotrichea; Sporadotrichida; Oxytrichidae
Source: the annotation of a GenBank genome assembly